Molecule: messenger RNA, 1071 nt
Organism: Colletotrichum paranaense
Lineage: Eukaryota; Fungi; Ascomycota; Sordariomycetes; Glomerellales; Glomerellaceae
Exons: 1
Coding region: 1-1071 (356 amino acids)
Molecular function (GO): nucleotide binding
Source: RefSeq, a predicted model, not a curated record
AUGACGAGCCACCAAGGCAUAAUCUCUUUUGCCAUUAUCGGCACCGGUCUGAUUGGUCCGAGACAUGCUAGGACAGUCGUUCAGAGCCCCGAUGCAGAGCUUGUUGCAGUGGUCGAUCCCGCGCCCGCUGGGGCUCAACUAGCAGCUGAGUUGAAUGUAGCACACUUCACAUCAGUCAGCGACCUUUUGCAAUCGGUACAUGUGCCUCAAGCUGCAAUCGUUUGCACCCCAAACCACACGCACGUCGCCGUUUCGAAACAGCUUUCCUCGGGAGGCGUCCAUGUGCUCGUCGAAAAGCCCAUCAGCUCUGAUAUCCCGAGUGGCACCGAGCUACUGAGUCAUCUCCAAACCACUGAGGUCAAGACACUCGUGGGCCAUCAUCGACGUUUCAAUCCCUAUAUCAUCAGUACAAAAAAGGUACUCGAUUCGGGAGCUCUAGGCAAGAUCAUAGCCAUUAACGGACUCUGGACCACCUACAAGCCGGGCGAUUACUUCGAGGCUCCCACCGAAUGGAGGCAGGGAAAAGAUGGAGGAGUUGUCUUGAUCAAUGCAAUCCACGAAAUCGACCUGCUUCAUCAUCUCUUCGGGCCGAUUACAAGAGUCCAUGCGGAAAAGACGACUUCGCAGAGAGGUCAUGAAGCCGAAGAAGGUGCGGCGCUCACGAUUCGAUUCAAAUCAGGCGUUGUCGGGACAUUCCUUAUCUCAGACAACGUGCCAUCACCCUACAACUUUGAGGCGGGAACAGGCGAGAACCCUCUUAUCCCCAAGACGGGACAGAACUUUUACCAGAUAUUUGGCUCCGAGGGAUCACUCAGCGUACCUGACUUGUCGAUAUGGUCAUACAAGGGCACGAAUAAGUCGUGGCAUUCGGAGAUGGCGAGAGAGAAGCUGUCGGUAGAAGAUGGGGUUCCGUUUGAGCUGCAGCUUGCGCAUUUCUGUCGUGUAAUCCAUGGCAAAGAGUCAGCUAGCUGCUCGCCGCAGGCAGGUCUUGGUGCACUGAUUGUUUGCCAAGCGAUCAAGGAUGCAUUGGAAGCAAACAGUACGAUUGACAUUCCGGACUAUGAUCUGUAG